AUAGUGGUCUUAGAAACGUUCACAUUUUUAAGUCAACACAGCCAUUUUCUUGCAGAAUUGUAAACGGAGCACGACAUAUUUACCUAGCUGUUAGAUGUUAGAGAGGUUGUCUUAUUUAUUUCUUAUUUACAAACGGUUAUAUUUCGGUUUUUAGGCCGGUAGCUAAUCUCGCGGUGCCCUGACGCGUGCUUCAUCCGAAGGUUGACAAAAUGUCAAGACCACGUUCUCGAUCGCCACAUUACAGGAGGUUCCCAUGGGACGAACCUGACUUUGAUCCUUACAAAGUUGUUGCAGAACUGGGCGGAGAUCAGAUGGACCGGAGACACCACCACCACCCCAGAGGAACUCCUGAAGAACGCUGGAACUAUGUCAGGGAAGACAUGCACCCUGAAGACCAGAGAAGAUCUUCUCCUUUCCAGGAUGACCGCCAGUUUGGGCAUCAGCGUCAUUCAAACCAGGAGGAGUUUUAUCGCAGGAGGCCAUCACCUCAACAUGAUAUGCUGGGAUAUGAGGAAAGAAGGCUUUCCCCCAUACAUGAUGGAGGAGAAGAUGGAGCAAGACGCAUAGGAGGGUUUAGAGAAGCAUACCCAAACUUUGAAAACAGCGGGAGGUCGCCCAACUCACCUCCAAGGUUCAAGAGGGAAAGAUUGCCGCUGACACCAAGAUCCGAUUCAGACCACCAGCAGAGAGAGCCCGGUGGCUGGAGGAGGGAGGGGCAGGGUAGAGGUCGAGGAAGGUUCAGAGACCCCAGCCCCAGUGCUAGGUCAGAUGACCAAAGAGGAGGAACAGGAAGGGAAAGAGGAAGGAGGAACACACAGAGUCUAAUUAGAGAAAGACAAUGGGAAGAUCCACAUCAAGAGAGGAACCCACACUUUAAAAGGCAAAGAAGAGAAAUGGAUGACACCAAUAACUCUGGGUACAGGAAUGAGGAGCACUUUGGGGAACAGCGUCACUCGAUGGACUCACCCAGAGAUGGGUUUCAAAGAGAACGUCAGGGGAACCUCCCCCGUGGAGACGGUCGACACUCAGGGCCACUCAUUAUUGAGCAUGAUCAUGGUAUCACAGACAGAAGAGACCCGUCCCCAUGGGAAAAAUUUGAGGAUCGUAGAGAUCUGGACCCUGGCCUUGACCGCCAGAGAAGUCCGUGUCCAACAGGAUUCUCUCAGGAGCGUUUCAGGGCAUCAGAGAGUAGGUUGCAAGAUCGGGACACAAGACCACAUUUCCUCCAAGAUAAUAGAAGGGAUUCCAGCUAUCAUGGCAGUGCAAGGACCCCUGAAAAAAGACCAAGCCCUGUAAAUUAUGGAAGUCGAGAUAGUACUAUGAACCAUAGGGGGAGGGGCGCCUUUCGUCCAGCAAGAGGACGUGCCAGCCGUGGCCAGUUUGGAAGGACUGGACUGCCUAGAAAUCAACCACACCUACAGCAUUCCUUCCAGGUAGAUCAAGAUAACCGAAAUGAAGGGCCAAGACAACGGUCCCAACCUUUCAGGGGAGAUUAUGAGGAUCCCAUUAAGCAGGAGCCCAACUGGGCAGAAGAGGAUGGACCUCCCGGAUGGAAAGCAGACAGGUCUGGAAGUCUGGAUCGAAGCCCAGUGACCAUUGAUCUGGACCCUAAAAUGCCCCGUCAGAGGUUACGUGAAUGGAAUAAACAGAAAACCAAAAACAUGGCGGUUGCGGAGGAAACGCUAACGAUCAAAGUGGAUAUGAGCCAACCCGUGAAUAAAAACAGCCUGCUGUGUUACUCCUCAGACAGACAGCUCUCUUUAGACCUGGUAAACGUUGGUCGCCAGCGUCUGGACUUUCUGCCCAUGCUGGAGCACUCUGGGACGUACAGAGAAACAGCAGUGCAUACUGGGACUUUUGCCCAGGAAAUCAUCACACUAGUGCACAGCGUCAAAGAGCUGUAUUUCAGAGGGGAUGGGGUCACCCUGAAUGAGCGUUUCUCAGCUCCUCAAAAAGGCGGAUACCUCGAGGAAGAGACGGAGGAGCUGACGCUGGAUGAGAGGUUCAGUUCAAACAGAGGUUUCAGUUUGAACAUGAACUCGCUGCUCGAUGACAACGAGCCUCUGUUCUCCAGGCUGGGAUCCCUGCCGCCUGCGCGAGGCCCGGGGGACCUGAGGCACGACCUGGAGAGGAGGAGGCAGGAGAGGCUGGAGGGGGUCAAAGUUACAAUAUUAGGAAACAAUUUGUCACAGAGCCCCCAAGGACCAGUCAGUGAGCCGGGUGCAGAGUACAAUGACGAUGAGGAUCAGCUGGAGGACGAGGAAUUCUUAGACUGGCCUGAGGAGCAGAGUAGGAGUCGAGAAGGAAACAUGGGAACAAGGAGAGGCGCCCCCUUCAGGCAGAACAACGGCCCCCAACGCAAGAAUAAUCGCUUCGGCAGCCGGCUUGGACAAAUUAGACGACAGAACUACCGUAACAGCCCUGCAGGUCCCAGCUGGUGAUUGGACGUUGGAAAGUAUCCGGUUCGGAUUUCUGCUCAUUUGUUGACAACUUUUAAUAAACAACAGAUUUAAAGGAAGUAUUUCCUUCUUUUUUGAGCCAAAUUGUGCCCGUGUUGAUGUCCAUCAACAGCACAAUGAAUAAGACUUUGAAGGAGUGUCUGCUGUGUUUUCCAGCAAAGUGAGACAGAGUGAAAUUUUUAAUUAACUUGAAUAUGAAAUAUUGAUACCUGAGUGAUUUAUGUCCUGCUCACACCUGUUCUGUCCCUCCAUCUUUGUUUAUUUGUGUCUUUCUGUUGAUUAAUGUCUAUAAUUUCACUUCUAACACUUUGUCUAUUUGGAUGUGAGGUCCUGAUUAUAACUUUCAAGUGUUUUUAUCAGACGGCCGAGUUUAUCAGGAUAAGGAUACUUCCAGUGUCUGCAACUGAAAUGAAAUUCACUCCUUGACUUAAAAUGACAGAUGUUAUUUAUUUAAUCAUCAGGUCAUUAAACGUGACCAGGACUGUUAUUAAUCACCUCCUUACUUUGUCUUGAUUCCUGCUCUUAUUCCCUUUUGUCUCAGUUUUACUAAGCCUGUAAUUUCAGUGUUAUGCCACCUUGUUUUCAAAGACACGGCGCGACAGCAUUAUUGAACAAAUUAAACUUUUGUUGUUUGA
Molecule: messenger RNA, 3094 nt
Organism: Labrus bergylta (ballan wrasse)
Lineage: Eukaryota; Metazoa; Chordata; Actinopteri; Labriformes; Labridae
Source: RefSeq, a predicted model, not a curated record